Messenger RNA from Colletotrichum paranaense, 477 nucleotides. Its product is annotated as BolA-like protein. Gene Ontology annotation, cellular component: mitochondrial matrix. Lineage: Eukaryota; Fungi; Ascomycota; Sordariomycetes; Glomerellales; Glomerellaceae. The record is from RefSeq and is a predicted model, not a curated record. Gene Ontology annotation, biological process: [4Fe-4S] cluster assembly. The coding region runs from base 1 to 477 and encodes 158 amino acids. The transcript is spliced from 3 exons.
AUGAACACAUUCCGCCCCAUUGUCGGCAGGAUUGGGAGUAGCUUGACCGGAGGAACUACACACCUACACACACCAAUGUUGCGAAGAUACGCCCUCGGCUUCUCGGGCGCUGCCAGACCCCACGGAACCAUGGCUUCCACCAACCCCGUUGAGGAUGCUAUUCGGUCCAAGGUGACCGCCGCCUUCUCCCCCACCACCCUCGAAAUCUACAACGACUCCCACCUCCAUAGCCACCACAAGGCCAUGGCUGGUAGCACCUCCAAGGAAACACACUUCAGACUUGUUAUUACCUCCGAGUCUUUCAAGUCCAAGAUGCAGUCCGCCCGCCACCGCAUGGUCUACGCCCUCCUGCGCGAGGAGAUGGCCCGCGAGGGUGGCAUCCACGCCCUUCAGCUCAAGACCCUCACCCCCGAAGAGGAAGAAAGACAAAAGGCCAAGAAGGCCGCCGAGGCCCAAGCUUCCGAGGACUCGACCUGA